Molecule: messenger RNA, 2602 nt
Organism: Motacilla alba alba
Lineage: Eukaryota; Metazoa; Chordata; Aves; Passeriformes; Motacillidae
Gene: MCUR1
Product: mitochondrial calcium uniporter regulator 1
Exons: 9
Coding region: 281-1180 (299 amino acids)
Biological process (GO): positive regulation of mitochondrial calcium ion concentration; calcium import into the mitochondrion
Cellular component (GO): mitochondrion; mitochondrial inner membrane
Source: RefSeq, a predicted model, not a curated record
CGCAAGCGCCGCCCCGCCGGAACCCGGCCCGCCCGCGCCGCUCUUCUCGGCGCGGCCGCUGCGUGAGCCGUAGAAUCAAUCGCGGUUCCUUGGCGGCGUCACCUGCCGCGUUUGGCUGCGUCCCGGAGGCGGAAGCGGGACGGCGCCUGUGGCGGAAGUGAGCCGCCGGGGCGGCGUGUGCUCGGCGAUGGCAUCCCAGUAGUGGCGACGGCGGCAGCGGCAGCAGCGGUUUCCCUCCUUCCCGUCCCCUUUUCCGCCGUCGGGACCGGGUGGCGCGGCCAUGGCCGGGGCCCAGGCGGCCGCCAGCGGCGGGGGGCGCGCGCUGCUGCUGCUGUUGCGGCCGCGGCCGCGCGGCUCGGACGGCGCCUCACGUGACGGCCGCGCGCCCGCGUCCCCCGCGCGCCGCUGCCUCGGCGACUGGCGGUGCCCGCCCGUAGCGCAGCCGGGCCCCGGCGGCGGCGGCGCCGUGUGGGGAAGGGGCGGCGGGAGCGGCGGGGGGAGCCGGCGGCACCGCGGGGAGCGGGAUGUAAGCAUUUCUGUGUCAUCUUUGCAAAGCAAAGAGAAUAUUUCCUUACUGGGAAAUAGGAGGCUUUAUUUUGACACUCAUGCACUGGUAUGCCUCUUGGAAGAAAAAGGGUUCACUACUCAGCAGUCGGAGGUCAUUGUGUCUGCAUUAGUGAAAAUCAUGAACACCAACCUGGAUAUGAUUUACAAGGACAUGGUCACCAAAGUACAGCAGGAAAUUGCACUUCAGCAAGUUAUGUCCCAUAUUGCUGGUGUGAAAAAGGACAUGAUUAUUUUGGAAAAAAGUGAAUUUUCAGCACUUCGUGCAGAAAAUGAGAAAAUAAAACUUGAGCUCCAACAGAUAAAGAAGCAAGUCACGGAUGAAAUUACCAAAGUUCAUGCAGAUAACAAGUUAAACCUAAACCUGGAGAAGAGCAGAGUGAAAGAACUGUAUUCACUCAAUGAAAGAAAACUACUUGAAAUGAGGACAGAAAUAGUGGAAUUGCACGCGCAACAAGACCGAGCUCUGACCCAGACAGACAGAAAAAUAGACACAGAGGUUGCAGAUCUGAAAACAAUGCUUGAAUCGCACAAGCUUGAUAAUAUUAAAUACUUAGCAGGUUCAGUAUUUACAUGCCUUACUGUAGCACUGGGAUUUUAUCGUUUAUGGAUAUAACAAAACACGAAUUUAAAGGGACUUCUUUGCCUGAGAUUCUGAAAAGAAGUUUUUAAUCUUUACCUGAAUUUUUAACCAAAUCUUGACUGUUUUAUUUAUUAUUUUAUAAAGCAGACUGUGUUGAGAAUGUAACCAAAGACGUGCCUAAAAACAAACUGUGCACAUACCAUGCCAACAUUGAACCUUACCUCUGAUGGAAGCGCUUCUGUGGUUUCCCUCCAUUCUGAGCUGCAGGGCACCUGCUGCUGCCUUUGUGUAGGCAAAGACUGGCAUUCCUGACAAUGGAGUGGGCCUGCAUGCUGUAGAGAAAAUCAAUGGAAUUAUGGUCCAUUGCCUGCUUAGGCAGGUUGGCCAGACUCAGUUGCAUGUGUUGGACUGAAGUAUUUAUUAUUAGUGUAAAACUGAAGCUACGUGUUCUGUGGCUUGGAGGCACUCUUGUAUAAGUGGAGUUUGUGCUAACUGAAUCAUGCUCACUUCCCUCCCUCUAACACUUGUUCUUACAGUUACUACGAUCAAAUAUUUGUUUGGCUAUUUUUGUAACAUCGCUAUCAGCUUUUUUUCCAGAUGGCUGCCCAAUCAGUUGUGUUCAUGAACGAGUCCUGUGUAAAGAUAGCAGUGUUUGCUGCUAGUUUUGUUUGUAAGGUAUUUGUAGAGAUUUUUGUGACUAACUUGCCUUUGGUAGACGUAAGUAUCCGAUACUCAUUCCAUAUGCCAAUUGCUUACCUUACCACUGUAACUGGAAGUUGGAAAUGCAGUAACAUACACUGGUUGUGUUAAUUUGUCAUUAGGUGAUACAAAGUGUCUCAGGUGCUGCCUUCUUGAUGAAAGGGAAUUUAUGCUUCUAGAAAGGAAAGACAUUUUAAAUGGUGGUUAUUAAGCAGACUCUUAGGCAAGAGAACUGCACUACCAACAGUCUUCUGGGGGUUUUACUGUUUCAUUUCUUAAAAAAUCAUGUUGAUUCUUCAAAUGUGGAACUCUGAUAGUGAUGAUAAUAAUUGAAGCAGCAGUGGACACCUGCAAAGAUGUUAAACCCACGUGAAUCAGGAAGUGCCACCAAAAGCAAUGAAGAAAGAUGUCCAGUGUAUGCAGGUAUCUGUCAUUCUUCCACUGAUGAAAUGACUGGUUAAGUAGCAGAGCUGCCAUCUGUAUUCCUUCACUUAAAGGAAAUUUCCCUUUUCUGCUUGCUGUUAGGAGGGGAGCUUAGUUUAUGCACUGGUGAGAAAUGCUGUUAGAGCACAAUAAUGGCUUUGCUUAAUGAAAGUAAAUCUUUUUGGCUACUUUGUGCCUGUACUGUAAUAACCAUUUAACAUUUUUGUGGUUGGAAGUGCCAACUUUGAUCAUGUGCAAGUUCAGAGGAAGAGAUGGAUGCCUGUAACAAUACUAUACUGGCCUGAAAUAAAGAAUUUUGAAUAUUUCAUAGAA